UUUGUUUAAACCAAAACUCGCCCAAUUAAACAAUUCUUACAAAAAAGUUCAUUCUUACAAAGAAAAAUAUGACUCCUUGGUCGAUCAACUCAUGUUACAACUGGUUAACGCUACAUUUGAUCAAAUUGACAAGAAACAUUUGGAAUAUUUUAAAAAACAAUGGGAACAUGCUGGGAAUGGUGAAAAGUUUAUGCUUUUUUUUUCAGACUUAGUUUUACGGUCUCAACAUUUAUGCCGUUCUACUUUUGUCUGGAUUAAAGACUAUGUGGUUGGAAAAUUCGCCACUAAAGUCUCAAUAUUAUUUCUCAAAAUUGGUGAUUGGUUUUCAAAACCAAUUUUUAAAUCUAAUCGUAAUUGUGUUGAUAAUGAUGAAAAAGUCUCUUUUCUUAUUGAUGUUGACGAUUUUGAUAAUGAUAGUUCAGACGAUAUCUUUUCUGAACUUAUGACAGAUAUUGAAUACGCUUUACAAGAAGUAAAGUUCGAAUUCUUUUGCACUUUAAAAUAUCACGAAUUAUUCGUCAACCAAUUAACUUUACUUAAAUAUAUGGAUUCUGGCGAUUUGGUUGAACUCUCAGAAUUAAGGUCUGAUAUUGAAGAUGGUUAUAAAACUUUCAUAGAUGCUCUUCAAUGGUUACAGCCACAAUUAUGUACGGAAACUAGAAUUAUUAGUCGAAUUGAAACUACAAAAACUGAUGGAUUUCUCGAUUUCACAUCGGCAGAUUGGUUUUUAUUAGUCCUUAUUAAGGAAACUGGUCAAUGUAUUGACAGAUAUCUUGAUGAAAUAUCGAUGACUCAAGAAGAAGAAUUACAUUGGGUGGAAUUUAGAAAGUUAUUUCAAUUGUUAAUCGGUCUAUUUCAUUCAGUUACCG
Messenger RNA from Scutellospora calospora, 869 nucleotides. The record is from the annotation of a GenBank genome assembly. NCBI's taxonomy places the organism in Eukaryota, Fungi, Glomeromycota, Glomeromycetes, Diversisporales, Gigasporaceae.